This is a messenger RNA of Talaromyces marneffei, 1701 nucleotides long. RefSeq lists its product as uncharacterized. Lineage: Eukaryota; Fungi; Ascomycota; Eurotiomycetes; Eurotiales; Trichocomaceae. Gene Ontology annotation, molecular function: N,N-dimethylaniline monooxygenase activity; NADP binding; flavin adenine dinucleotide binding. The transcript is spliced from 2 exons. The record is from RefSeq and is a predicted model, not a curated record. The coding region runs from base 1 to 1701 and encodes 566 amino acids.
AUGAACGGAAAUACAAGACAAAAGCCCAUAGACAGUGGUCGUCCAGUUCGAGUUGUCAUCAUUGGAGCCGGAGUAUCUGGAAUUGCUUUGUAUAUCCGUCUUCUCCAGUAUGUACCUAACGUCACAAUCACUAUUUUCGAGAAGAACGCCGGGUUGGGAGGGACUUGGUUUGAAAAUCGCUAUCCUGGAGUUGCUUGCGAUAUACCCAGUCAUGUAUACCAAUAUUCAUUUGAGCCAAACACACAGUGGUCGAAGCUCUUUUCCACUGGAGCCGAGAUUUUAGAAUACGUGAAAGGCGUUGCCAACAAGUAUCGGGUCUCCGAGAAGAUAAAGUACAAUACGAGGGUUGUUGGCGCUACUUGGCAUGAUAACAAGGGCGUAUGGAUGGUGAAGACAAUGAAUGCUAAACCUUCUGGAGAAUCUGAAGAGGAGGAGACAGAGGCAGAGAUAGUUAUCAGUGCUGUAGGGAUCCUCAACAACUGGAAAUGGCCAGAUAUCGAGGGUCUUGAUGCGUUUGAGGGCAAACUGCUUCAUUCUGCGAAUUGGGACACUACUUGGGAUUAUACAGGACAAGCUGUUGCGCUGGUUGGCUGCGGCUCUUCAGCAAUCCAAAUUCUACCGCAUCUUCAAAAGAAAAGUCUGCGCGUGCAUAAUUUCAUUAGGGGAGGAACCUGGAUCAGCCAGCCAUUCGGCUCUACAUUCACUGAGAACAUCUUAACAAAUAGUGCAGAGUCUGGAAACUACGCUUACACUAAGGAAGAAUUGCAACGAUUUGAAUCCGACACUGAAUACUAUCAGGCAUAUAGGCGAGAAAUGGAAAGUUUCAUCAACAAAGAUUUCCCAUGUCUCUUCCCUGGAACCUCCGAAGAAGAAGAAUCGACGCAAAAAAUCAAGGAUAACAUGCGCGCCAAACUCGCCUCCAAGGAGGGCGUGUAUGAAGCUCUCGAACCUCAGUUCACACCUGGCUGUCGGCGCUUGACUCCGGGCCCCGGGUAUCUGGAAGCUCUCGCCCAAGAUAAUGUUGAGCUAGUGAAGACACCAAUAGCGCGCAUUACCAAACGAGGAGUGGUUACUACAGAUGGCAAGGAAUGGAUCGUAGACGCAAUUGCUUGCGCUACUGGGUUUGACUGUAGCUAUAAGCCUCGCUUUCCGAUCAUUGGAAAAGACAAUAAAAACCUCUCUGAGAAAUGGCAGGAACGAGCCUCAGCUUACCUAUCUCACUCAAUUCCAGGAUUUCCAAACUACUUCACUGUCGGUGGUCCUAACUCAGCCACUGGCGGUGGCUCACUUCUCUUGAUCCUGGAAUCGGUAAUGGGAUACGUGGUGAGGGCCGUACAGAAAAUCAGCCGCGAGAACAUCAAGUCGAUGGAAGUCAAGGAAUGUGCAUUGGUCAGCUGGCAAAACCAUUUGGAUCAGUACUUUCCAAAGACAGUGCACGUUGACAAUUGCACAAGUUGGUAUAAAAUUGAUGGGAAAAUCCUCGGGUUGUGGCCUGGGAGCAGUCUCCAUGCCAUGAAGACUCUUGAACAUCCACGGUGGGAAGACUACGAGUACAAACUCGUAGAGAAAGAAGAUGAGCUAAGCUGGAUCGGUAAUGGAUGGACGAUUGAGGAUGUAAAUCGAGGUAAUCUCGGCUAUUACAUUGAUUUUGCAGAUGUGCCCCCUAUUCCUUCUGAGGAACUCCUAGCCAAGCAGCCAUGA